AUGCUUAAAAAAGAGCCCAAUCGUUAGAUUGAUUUGACCCUUGUUCUCAACGCAACAAAGCAAAAGAUCAAACUCUCCGUAGGCAUUCAUACUACUUUAAAGGAAGUUGCUAAUCUUCUUGCAGAGGAAUUAACUUUGGAUGUAUUCAGAACAAGAAUCAGUUUUUAAGAGACUUACAAGACUAUGAAGUUAGAUGAAUCAAAGACUCUCAAAUAAUUGGGCAUCACAAUUGAUAAUCAGCAAUUAUUUGCAAAUGUAGAGACAAUACAAACCAAGACGAUUGGGAGAGUUACUUUGGCUAAAACCUUCUAAAAACCAAUUGAGAGAUUUCGAGUGACUGAUUUAGAUCUAGUUCCAUUCCACCCUGGUCAAAUCUAGCCAUUCGAAGUUGAGGGCUUGACAUUGGAAGCUGUUUGCAUAAAUAGCAAAUGCAUUAAUUUUCAAAGAGAAAUAGUAUUCCCCAUAGGGUUUGGAACUUUCAGCUUUCAACGAAUAAUGAGAGAUGUUAAAUGUGAUAUGUGCCCUUAUAGAGCACUCGGCAUCAAUCCAUCUGUUUUGGUGAGAGAAUUGCUGUUUCGUGAUUGCAAGUGGACAAUAUCAGGACUGAAGAAAGGAGGCAAUGGUGUAUUUGAUCAAUGCUUGAAUAGAUGGGUCAAAGUGAAAGGGAGAGAUAGUUUGGCAUUUCCAUAGAUUGUUGGUUAGGAUAAAUGGAAGGAAGUUUGGAUUGAAAUUAAACCAAUUGGAGUUGGAACUCAGAAGCAUCCAUUCUUAAUACAACCUGAUUGUUUGGACGAUUUCUAUUACUCCUAUUUUUGA
Molecule: messenger RNA, 816 nt
Organism: Paramecium tetraurelia
Lineage: Eukaryota; Ciliophora; Oligohymenophorea; Peniculida; Parameciidae
Exons: 3
Source: RefSeq, a predicted model, not a curated record